Messenger RNA from Neoarthrinium moseri, 1965 nucleotides. RefSeq lists its product as uncharacterized. The record is from RefSeq and is a predicted model, not a curated record. Lineage: Eukaryota; Fungi; Ascomycota; Sordariomycetes; Amphisphaeriales; Apiosporaceae. The transcript is spliced from 4 exons. Bases 1 to 1965 code for a protein of 654 amino acids.
AUGUACGGUCCAACACUCUUUAGGAAAGCUUACAUGGUGUCGGCCAUUUUAUCAUUCUCAGUUGGCAUUGAUGCUCAAUGCUAUGCCGACGCAUGCUACAAUGCACUGUUCCCUUGUCAAUCACCACAGGCGGUGGCUGAUGCUGCGGCAUUCUGUGCAACUUUGACCAAUCGCUACAUAUAUGCCACUGACUUUCCUGCUGAAGCAACCGGAGCCUGUGGCCUUAAUAAGGCUGCUUAUCUUUCAGCUUGCUCCUGUGGACAUACCUGCCCGACCCUAUCUACCAUUACCAGCACGACAUCUCUUUCCACUCUUACCACAAGCACCGUAACGAACACUCCAUCCACUCCGACGGCUACCGUUGUCCCAUCGUCAUCGCUAGUUUCUGUCACUACUAUUACGACUGGGAUUAUAAGCUCAGAGACCGUGACCGACCCCAGAAUCUCAUCCGCCACGUUCUUCUCACUCUCCACCUCAGUCACUACUGAUACUAGCGGCUCGACGGACACGGGUACUUCGGUGUUGACGCCGUCGCUGGUUUCGUCUUCUACAACUGUUGACAUUACCACAUCCACUAUGCUCACAUAUUCACAGUCUAGUGUAUCAACUAAUACGGCAACGGUUACAAGGUCUUUAGACCCCACCACAACUUCGGUCACAUUCACGCAGACAUCUAGUCCGUCCGUCGCAACAAGUUUAACAGGCACAAGCACUAUUGUCAUUAUUACAUCCGUUAAUAGCACGAGUACCUCUGUUACCGCCGUCGAAAGUACGAUUUCAAGUCUGUCGACUAUCACAUUUACGUCAACUGGCACAACGGUGCCGACAAUAUCAACUGAAUCGGGCACGCAAACAGUGACUCUCAGUCAGACGUUGAGUUCAUCAAACACGCAGAGUACUUCUUCAACUACUUUCGCAUCUCAAAGCACCGGAACGUCUACUGUAACCCUUGGAUCUACAUCUUCCAAUACAGUUUCAGUAUCAAGUGGUUCGAGCACUAUGACGAUCACAUCAGGCUCAUCACCAACGACGACACAAACAAGAUCAUCUAGUAUCGGCGGACAGACGACUUCAACAAUACCAAGCUCGUUUUCAUCGAACCCACUGACACCGACUACGUGGAGUACCAUCUCGACUGAAUCCACAUGGUCAAGCUCUUGCACAGAUGGUGCUGAUAAUCCCCCUUCAACAUCGUCCGCGACAUCCAUUCUGUCGAUUAACGACCGUACGACUACGACGAGGUCAACAGCCACAUCAGGACCUCCGUCAACCACCACUGUGGCGCCAACCUGUGUGCCCGCACAAAACGUUGGGGUGAUGAAUGGGGAUUUUGAGGGCACGUUUGCGCCUUGGUACUUUAACGUCGCUGAACCCUUCGUCUCAGAGUACGGCACAGUACGCGAGGGUGCCCAGGGUUCAUGCACCUCGUUCCACGUCUCGCUGCGGCGGACGAGGAAUACGGACGACCAGCGGCCCGGCUUUGAGCUCAUCAGUCCGCUCUACGACGUCGAUCAAGGGGCGAGAUACGUCUUUUCUUUCUGCGCCAGGUUUUUGUACCGCAACACCGCUCGCAUCAGCAUCCAGGGGAACCAGGUGGACGCCAACAUGACGAGCAUCGUCGCUUGGCAGCAAGAUUCCUUGUGGAACUGCUACAAGGUCGAUUAUACGCCGAGUGUCAGCUGGGUCGAGCUUAUCAUUAGUUUCAAUCUGGACAGGGCUGAUCGGAACUCGUUCUGGGUUGAUCGCAUCCAGCUGGCACCGGCUCCUCCUGUUUCAACUACUGCAUUCCCUGGAACAACAGUCACGGCAUCGGCGGUGGUAGCUACGACGAACUUUACCCUGUCGGUCUUGGACGCUACACCUACGGACUCCUCGACUGUUAUCCCGCUGACUUUGGGAACCACUUUGACGACUGCCUUGUCUUCUACCGUUUUGGCAACUGUAAAAGCCACGGCGGUGCCAUGA